AUGGGGAAAGGGAAAAAGAGGAAGAGAGUAGCGGAUCUUGUAAAAUAUGAUGGAGGAGCAAAGCAGAGAACUGAGCAACCAUCCUCGGAGCAGCCAUCCUCGAAGCCAAACCCGACAGAGCAAAAUAUAAUUGAGGGAGGAGGAGUUGAAGAACAACAAGUCCCAAUGGAGUCUAACAAGGAGGAAGAAAACUCUGAGAAGAAUGAGGAAGAAGACAGAGAGGAGUCGUCCUCCGAUGAUGGUAGGAGAUCCUUGGGGGAAGAGUCCUCCUCCGAUGAGAGUAAGGAGGAUGAGAUUGCAGUGGAAAAUGCUCCGGAAAAUGCUAUGACGAAGACUAUGGGGAAAGGGAAAAAGAGGAAGAGAGUAGCGGAUCUUGUAAAAGAUGUAGAUGAUGGAGGAGCAAAGCUGAGAACUGAGCAACCAUCCUCGGAGCAGCCAUCCUCGGAGCCAAACCCGACAGAGCAAAAUAUAAUUGAGGGAGGAGGAGUUGAAGAACGACAAGUCCCAAACAUUUCAUUAAUGAAGAAGAGAAUAUGUAGACAAAAAAAGGAUAUAAGAGAUUUUGUGUUUUCUAACUUCCAUGUUCACAUGUUCAAGUUUUUACAAAGGCAAAGAGACUACUGA
This is a messenger RNA of Arabidopsis lyrata subsp. lyrata, 624 nucleotides long. Its product is annotated as protein DEK-like. Lineage: Eukaryota; Viridiplantae; Streptophyta; Magnoliopsida; Brassicales; Brassicaceae. The coding region runs from base 1 to 624 and encodes 207 amino acids. The record is from RefSeq and is a predicted model, not a curated record. The transcript is spliced from 4 exons.